AUGUUUUCUGUUUCGCAAGCAUCAGGCCAAUAUCGGCCAACAAGCCAUCCAUACAAGAUAACGAUCAGUGACAAAACUGUGAUAUCAAAUUCUGACCUAAUUGAAGAUAGCAUCUUCCUAUGCGAGGACAUCAUUGAUGGGACCUUAAAGACUAACUUCCUUAUUGAUGUUAUGGGGAAAAUCGUAAGCCUUGAACCAGUUCAAACCGUCCAAGUUGAAGGACAGGACCGCAAGAAAGUUCAAUUUCGUUUGUUAGAUGCAAAUGGUAAGGACCUUGCAUGUUGUUUAUGGGGAAAAUAUGCAGAGAAAAUGGAGGCUUGUGUUGAACGUGAGCAACCACUGAUCUGUUUGAUCAGGGUGUUAAUAGGUGAGGUGCAAAUCACAAAUGCUUUUGAUGCAUCCAUUGUUUAUCUUGAUCCAACUAUGGAGAAAGCAUUACAGUUCAAGGAGAAACUGGUGGAAGAUGGGCUUCCUCUUGCUAUUAUUGAGAAGAAAAACGGUAAGAAAGAAAUCGUUUUACAAGAAGAUGACUGGAACAAGGUUGAGAUCAAGAUGAUUUCCGAACUCUUUGUUUCGAAUCAGGUUGCAAACAUCGUGCCAUCAAACUUCAAUCAACCCAUGAUGAUAUCCAACUUUGGCGUUGUGAGAAGUGCCAAGUUCAAGCUUCAUUUGAUUGUGAGGGAUGACACAGAAACAUGCAAGUUGUUGUUGUUGAAUACUGUUGCUAAGACCAUUGUUGGACAUGAAGCUGUUGAUUUGUGGGAUGGCUCCUAUGAUGAGAUUGAAGAUCCAGAGCUCCUACCAGAACAAGUCAGAGCUUUAGAAGGAAAAUCUUUUUGUUUUGGCAUUUCUGUGAAAUCUGACAAUGUGAGGGAUGGGGCAGCAACAUUUAGAGUUCUUGAGGUCUGGUCUGGAGAUCACAUUCUUAAAGUGGAAUCUCAAUCCGAGCCCACCUCAAUGAUUGGCACAUCAUCUUCUACAGUGUCUUCUGGUGAAGUGCUCAUGCUGGAAGGAAACAGCCAGAAUGAUUCAGAAGAAUGCAAAACACCUUUUGCAAAACGCAAAGAGGAAUAUGCUGAUCUCCCAGACAUAACUUCUACUUCUAAAAAGUUGUGCACCUCCAUCAAAGUCGAAAAGGAAAAGGAAGAGUAA
Molecule: messenger RNA, 1152 nt
Organism: Brassica oleracea var. oleracea
Lineage: Eukaryota; Viridiplantae; Streptophyta; Magnoliopsida; Brassicales; Brassicaceae
Exons: 9
Coding region: 1-1152 (383 amino acids)
Source: RefSeq, a predicted model, not a curated record